This is a messenger RNA of Mytilus californianus (California mussel), 1380 nucleotides long. Its product is annotated as nematocyst expressed protein 6-like. Lineage: Eukaryota; Metazoa; Mollusca; Bivalvia; Mytilida; Mytilidae. Bases 55 to 1191 code for a protein of 378 amino acids. Gene Ontology annotation, cellular component: membrane. The transcript has 9 exons. Gene Ontology annotation, biological process: nervous system development; proteolysis. The record is from RefSeq and is a predicted model, not a curated record. Gene Ontology annotation, molecular function: zinc ion binding; metalloendopeptidase activity.
GUGGUGUUCCAAAUAAAAUCUCAGGUGGACUCUUGAUCUGAGCCAUUUGCCAAAAUGAAUUCGAUCGUAUUCCUCGCUGCCUUGGCUAUCGUUUUUGUACAGAAGUCAGAAAGUGCUAUCAAAACAUGGCCUAAUGGAGUUGUUCCAGUUGCCUUUGAUGAUAGUGUCGAUGGCUUCGCCAAGGAAAAACUGUUGGCAUCAAUGAACGAAAUCCAGAUUAGUACCGACAACUGCAUCCAGUUCGUGCCACGGGAAGCUGAGACCGACUAUGUUGAAUUUUCCACAGUUAACGGACUGACUGAAAUCCCAGUCCCCGGUGUGAACAGUGGAAAGCAAUUUGUUAAAAUUGCAGAUAAUCUGGAAAAAGCCGAUAUGAUGCAGCUUUUAGUUUACAGCUUAGGAAUGUACAACACAUUCAGAAGACCCGACAGAGACAGCUUUGUGAAUGUGAUGUACGACAACAUUAAGGACGAAUAUCAACAAUACUUUGCUAUUUCCAACGACUCAACAUUCGUCCAGUCACGAUUCGAUUUCGAUUCAAUCACCUUCUUCUAUCCAUAUGCCUACGCUAAGGAUGCAUCAAAACCAACAUUGACUGCCAAAUAUGAAGGUGAAGCAAUCCCAUGGAAAGUGUCUCUCUCCAUCAGUGACGUACACAAUCUAAAACGAGGCUACGGAUGUGGUGGAGAGACAAAUAACAGAAUGGAUCUCCUUAAAGGACUUAGUCACUGCAACUUUGAGGAUGACCUCUGCACCUACCAGAAUGACCCAACAGCAGACUUUGAAUUCCAGAGAAGGAGAGGACCAACACCAACAUCUAUGACUGGUCCAAAUGCAGAUUAUAGCAGUGGAAUAGGAUACUAUUUGUUGGCUGAAGCCAGAACUAAUAAUAUGGAAAAUGCAAGAUUACUGAGCCAAACAAUUUCUGCUGGCGAAUACUGUGUACGAUUUUAUUAUCAUAUGUUUGGUGAUAAUGUACGUAAACUAAGAAUAAUGGCCCGUAACAACGGCAACGAUGUUUUGUUGGAAGAAAUGGAAGGAAACCAAGGCAACGAAUGGCACAGAUACACAAAUGCUUUCACAUUUAAUCAACCAACAGUCUUGGUUCUCGAAGCUAUUGUUGGACGAUCAGACACCGGUGAUAUAGCUAUUGAUGAUAUUUAUAUAUACAACGGAAAAUGUAUUGUGUAAACAGUUGUCGUUAUUUAUGUACAUAGAUGUCGCUUUCAUCAGUAACUUCCUGUUAGUUCCGAAUUCAUGAUCAACAGACUGGAUGAAAUAAACUAACAUUGUAUGAUGUGUGUACAUUUGUACAGUUUGCGAGGGAAUAAUCUGUUAUUAUAAAUGUACGAAUAGUUUUUACAUUAAAAAUGUUGUGUA